AUCAGAUCUCAAUCACGUGCAGAUCGACUCACGGAUAUGUAACUCGAUCCUCGGAACCGUCUUCUCAAUACCGCUCCUGUAGGCCUAUUCUGAGAGUUUUUAUACAACUCUUCUUACCCAAAAUUGAGAAGAAGAAGAAGAAGAAGAACGUAUAUUACAAGUGAACCGAGUCAUACCGAUGAUAUGUGCAAAAUGUCAUCAGAACCACCAGUAAAAAAAAAGAGACAAGGACGAGCAACAAAGGAGCAAUGGUGGAUUAUUUUGUACUUCAUCCCUAUGUCGCAACUGGCAAAUUCACUUCUUUGCAAGGACGAGCCAACCUUGAAGGAAGUUGGGAGGAAUUAGUCAACCAACUAAAUGCAAUGUCGAAAAGUGGAAAAGAGAAAGACGUCGCUUCCUGGAAAACAACAUGGAGAGAUAAUAAAACAAAAGUAUCAGAGAAGGCCUCAAAACUACGUGCUGCUCGUGCACAGACGGGCAAUAGACCUGUUGAAAACAAUUUAACAGAAUUAGACAAAAAAAUAUUGGGCAUAAUUGGCUACGCUUUUGCUGAGGGAGUGGAUAAUUCUGUCGACAGCUUCCCUGAAGAGCAGGAGAAUAUAAAUGAGUUGCUAGCAUCAGGAAACACAAACAUACUCGAUAAAGUACCUGUGAUCCUGUCGUGUCGUUCCGACAAUGUAUACAAAAUGAAUAAUAUACAAGACUCUCCCACAAUAUCUGGGAUCAAUACGGAUAGGCUUGGCGUUCAAUUCGCGGAAGCCAGAGAAACUUUUCAGGCGAUCGAGCAGCAGAUCGCUCAAACGAUGGAUAUAUUGUAGCUCGAGGCACGCAGCUGCAGGCAGAAACAGCAAGUAAAUUUGCAGAUGUUGCUUUAAUGAUGGUAGAGAACGAUAAAAAGAGGAACAAGAUCUUGG
Messenger RNA from Odontomachus brunneus, 914 nucleotides. RefSeq lists its product as uncharacterized. The record is from RefSeq and is a predicted model, not a curated record. The coding region runs from base 249 to 818 and encodes 189 amino acids. NCBI's taxonomy places the organism in Eukaryota, Metazoa, Arthropoda, Insecta, Hymenoptera, Formicidae. The transcript is spliced from 7 exons.